Ooceraea biroi (clonal raider ant) is the source of this 2432-nucleotide messenger RNA. RefSeq names its product cytochrome P450 9e2. NCBI's taxonomy places the organism in Eukaryota, Metazoa, Arthropoda, Insecta, Hymenoptera, Formicidae. Gene Ontology annotation, molecular function: oxidoreductase activity, acting on paired donors, with incorporation or reduction of molecular oxygen; heme binding; iron ion binding. The record is from RefSeq and is a predicted model, not a curated record.
AUUGCCCCCCCCCCUUAUCGCCCCUUAAUAUAAGGAGUGAAGAGAACGGCGUCACAAUAGUUGAAUGUAGAAAUCAUUACUGCACAGACUGCAUAAUGUGCAUCGAAUAACGAGUAAAAAUAAUUCUUGCGUAAAUACAAAUAGCGAAACGUAACAUUCACAUUUUUUAUCGUUAUAUGAUCAGUUCAGUUCAGAUCAGUGAUCAGUUCAGAUAAUAGUGAUGGAGCUUUCUACUUUGCUUCUGGGUGUCCUCACAGCAUGCAUCUGUGUAUACUAUGCUAUUAUUACCAAGUUAUCUCACUUUGCGCGACUGAAAAUUCCAUAUGUACGACCAGUACCACUGCUGGGCAACAUGGCGCCCUUAAUUUUUCAUCGAAUGGCCUUCGUACAUCUUCUACAGAAAAUGUACAAUCUUUUCCCAGACGCGAAGUACUUUGGAUUCUAUGAUUUCACCUCACCAGUCUAUGUAUUACGUGACCCGGAACUGAUUAACGCCGUCUCCAUUAAAAAUUUCGACCAUUUCACGGAUCAUCGUAACUUUGUGAACGAAGAUCAAGAACAAAUUGCCAGCAGAAACCUAUUCGGGCUGCGGGGUGAUCACUGGCGCGAGAUGCGAAAGCUUCUCAGCCCUAGCUUUACGUCCAGCAAGAUGAAAAUGAUGUUCGGUCUAAUGUGUGAGUGCGCCGAGAAUUUCACCAAUUUUGUUGCAAAUGAAUCUGGAAAAUCCGGCAAGACAUAUGACAUGAAAGAUCAAAUCAAUAGAUACGCUACCGAUGUGGUCGCCACGUCUGCCUAUGGCAUCAGCGUAGAUUCGUUCAAACAUCCGACCAACGCAUUCUUCACCAUUGGCAGAAAGGCUAUGUCUUUUGACUUUAAGGUGAAUCUAAAACUUUUCAUAUGCAAACAAGUGCCGGCAUUAGCGAAAUUUCUCAGAAUCAAAACGUUUAGCUCAGAGGUGGAAAAUUUCUUCAAAGAUAUCGUUACCGAGACAGUGAAGACCAGAGAUGAACAGGGAAUCUUUCGACUAGACAUGAUACAGCUAAUGAUGGAGACAAGGGACAAAAAUUACGGGCCUGCAUUUGACAUUGACGAAAUGACCGCGCAAGCAUUUGUCUUCUUUCUUGCCGGAUUCGACUCCGUAUCGACGAUCAUGUGUUUCUUGGCGCAUGAGAUCGCAGUAAAUCCUGAUGUUCAGAACAAACUUAGAGCCGAAAUUGAAGAUGUCCUCAAACAGACCAAUGGCAAACCUACUUACGAGGCCAUUAAUGGCAUGAAGUAUUUGGAUGCUGUUCUUACUGAAACUAUGAGAUUAUAUCCGCUAUUACCUUAUCUUGACCGGGUGUGCACCAAACAUUUCGAAAUGCCGCCAGCCACUCCAGACGGCAAAUCCUUCACGAUUAAGCCAGGAGAGAGAGUUUGGAUUUCAAGUUUCGCUUUACAUCACGAUCCCAAAUAUUAUUCGGAGCCAGAAAAAUUCAAUCCAGACAGAUUCCUAAACAGCAGUGUGGACAACUCGAUUUACAUGCCAUUCGGUGUCGGACCUCGAAUUUGUAUAGCUAUCAGAUUUGCUAUGAUGGAAAUGAAAAUUAUGAUAUUCUAUCUACUAUGGCGUUGCAUUGUCGAAUUGGAUGCUAAAACCAAAAUCCCAUUGGUGAUGAAGAAGGCAUCGUUCUCAUCGUCGGCGGAGGGUGGUAUUUGGUUAAACCUGCGGGCGAAAAAUCCGACUAUUUCCAUUACAUCAUGCUCGUCAAACGGAUACAACUCAGACACGAAAAACACAUAAAAUAAUAUGUUUUACAAAUUUCUAUAACACCAAAAACCAUUUUUUCUUAUACAUAUGUAUACAUGUAUAUAUUACAUAGACAUAAUUAAAUAUUAACUGGGCAUAAUUUAAUAUUUGGAAUACUGAAAUAUAUGUUAUAUGACAUUUUGAUAUAUCUAAAUACCCGAUAGUUUAGUUGUAUCAGUGAUAAACUGUUACCACUUGCUGUUUAGAAAUUGUUGUAGCUUUGAUAUUUUCACAUUAGAAUGUUCGACUUAAAAUAUUUCAUAAAAUCUGCCCAUAAUAAUAUUACCGGUUUGAUUUUGAAACAUUGUUUAUCUGUAUUUAUAUAAUAUUUCUAGAUACUGUAUACGUUUAGUAUUUAGUAUACAUGGGCGAUAUAAAUUGAUUAAUUAAUCUUUCUUAUAUUUUAUUUUAAAUGUUUGUUUUCUGAAAUUUGUAAGGACAAGUAGGAGAGAUAUAUUAAUAUUUUGUUAAAACUAUUAUUUAUUAUUAUUAUUUAUUUUGUUGUUAUAUAAUAUUUAAUGAAUCUCAAGUUUUAUGUAACAGGUUAAAAAUGUGCAAUUAUAGAUCACCUUUUCACCCAUAAAAUAAUUCCUUGUAAGUACCGUCCUUUGUAGUAUGGGAAAAAUAUGAUUCUAUAAUAAUA